AUGGCUAAAAUAAACUCCCUCUCCUUUCUUAUCAUCCUUCUCAUCAUUGCCUAAACUUUAUUAAACUUUAUUAAUAGUUUAGCCAAUGAACAUAACUCUAAUGAUAAUACUGCAAUAAUCCCACAAGAGAAAGAUAUCAAAUGGUUGCAUAUUUGGCCAUUUGUUCCACCACCACCUUCAUCAACUGGUCAUUUUCCUAAAUUUCCAUUCCCAAAAAUAUUUCCCUGGCCUCGACUUUUGCCACCUAACCUUAAUUCUCUAAGUACUGAGAAAAGUUCCGAUUACAUAAGCAUGCACAACAGUCAGAACGUGCUGAAAAAUAAAUCGUGUGCCUCAAUCAUUGAACGAUGUAUAAUUUGCGUUCGUCGCAAAUGUUCUUUCUCAUAUGGUACUUGUUGUGAGGCUAUUACUAAAUUUGGUGCUAAGGAAUGCAACAAGUUGUAUGAAUAUGCCAUGAUUAAAAAUCAGUGUACAAUUAGCCCAUUAGCUGCUCCUCCAAGUCAGGGGCGUAUUUAG
Lycium ferocissimum is the source of this 516-nucleotide messenger RNA. RefSeq lists its product as uncharacterized. NCBI's taxonomy places the organism in Eukaryota, Viridiplantae, Streptophyta, Magnoliopsida, Solanales, Solanaceae. The record is from RefSeq and is a predicted model, not a curated record.